CAUUUCUUAAGCACUUACCAAAACUUCAAUUCAUAAUUCAACAAUCCAAAAUCAAGGAUCUCUUUUCUCUUUCCGUUUCCUUGUCUUUCUUUUGCAAAGUUUGCUUUGUUUCUAUCAUUUUAGAAGCUUCAUCGCUCGCCACUUACCCAAAUGGCGAAUUCGGCGUCAGGGAUAGCAGUGAGUGAUGAAUGCAAGCUGAAAUUUUCAGAGUUGAAAGCGAAAAGGGAUCACAGAUAUAUAGUAUUCAAGAUUGAUGAUUCAAUGUACCAAGUUGUGGUUGAGAAAGUUGGGAGACAUGACGAAACUCAUGAAGAUUUUGCCAACAAUUUACCUGUCGAUGAGUGCCGCUAUGCAGUUUUUGAUUAUGAUUUCACCACAAAUGAAAAUGUCCAGAAAAGCAAGAUCUUUUUUGUUGCUUGGGCACCAGAAACAGCAAGAGUAAGAAGCAAGAUGUUGUAUGCGAGCUCCAAAGACAGAUUCAGGAGAGAAUUAGAUGGUGUCCAGGUUGAAUUGCAGGCUACUGAUGCAAGUGAGAUGAGCUUGGAUACGUUCAUCGGAAGAGCUCGUUGAAAUUAAUAUAACUCUUCCCUAAUAUUUUUGGCCUUUAUUCAUUGAUAAUUGUAUUUCCUACAAGCCCUUGUCUUUUGUUGUUGCUGUGACUAUGGUGUUCAAUUUUGUCUAUGUAGGCUACUAAUAUGAUGAUCUUGUGACAA
This is a messenger RNA of Lycium ferocissimum, 713 nucleotides long. Its product is annotated as actin-depolymerizing factor 10-like. The transcript has 3 exons. Lineage: Eukaryota; Viridiplantae; Streptophyta; Magnoliopsida; Solanales; Solanaceae. Gene Ontology annotation, cellular component: cytoplasm; actin cytoskeleton. Bases 151 to 570 code for a protein of 139 amino acids. Gene Ontology annotation, molecular function: actin filament binding. The record is from RefSeq and is a predicted model, not a curated record. Gene Ontology annotation, biological process: actin filament depolymerization.